Messenger RNA from Thermothelomyces thermophilus ATCC 42464, 1474 nucleotides. RefSeq lists its product as uncharacterized. NCBI's taxonomy places the organism in Eukaryota, Fungi, Ascomycota, Sordariomycetes, Sordariales, Chaetomiaceae. The record is from RefSeq and is a predicted model, not a curated record. The coding region runs from base 468 to 1073 and encodes 201 amino acids. The transcript has 4 exons.
CGGCCUACGACGACCAAUAGGCGUGCGCCGUUUUUCGUCAGACUAAACCGAGUUGGGCCGAGCCUACUACUAUAGUAAGGUCAUCGGGCCACCUCGAACAAAUCGCAGAUCAUCGGCCGAGGUGGCUGUGCCCCUCUCUUGCGCGGCCGCUUCACGUUGCCACGGGCGAACGUCAUCGAUCCCCCAGGCAUCCAUCGGGCGAAGAGCGACCUAAUCCCUCAUCUUAUCCAGGAAGAGUUGCUUGAUUCACCUGCCUUUGCAUGCAUUUUGAAUCACACUCUCAACCUCGGUGAAUAAUUCCUCUUUUUUUUUUUUUUUUCUUUUUCUUUCACCCUGUGAGCUUAUAACAGACGGGCUUAUAAGCUCUCUCUGCUCGACUUGCUGGCCGCUUGAUUGCGCAGCUUCCUUGCCCUGCUUAUCGCUUCCAAUCGUUUUCUGAAGUAAAUUCCGUCUCUCGGGUUGCCACCAUGACGCGCACCGUGGUGUAUAGCGUAGCGCUGGUCGCUUUGCUUGCCGCCACCUCCAUGACCAUCACCUCGCUCGUCUCGCCCAAAUGGGUCACUCUGACCGUCCCCUCACCGUCGGGAGGCACCGUUACCGACACCAUCGGCCUGCACAGGCGGUGUUCCGCGUCUACCACGGGCAGGAAAUGCGUGCCCUUCCCGGAGCAGUGGCGGUGCGAUGGCGACGAGCGCUCCUUCUGCUCCAUGUGGCGGACCACGGGCUUCCUGAUGAAUCUUGCCGUCGUCGCGGAGCUGGCGGCCCUCGCCGGGUUCGUCGUCAUCCUGGUGGGCGGCAGGGUGAAGAGGGAGGGCAGCGGCUGGAAGGCGCUCGGGGGCAUGCUGGCGGCCGUGGCGGCGGCCGAGUUCCUCGGCAUGGCCAUCGUGGCGUAUGCCUUUGAUCAUGACGACUUGUUUCUGGUGCCCGGAUAUCGCCUCGACUCGUCGUGGUAUCUGUGCACCUUCAGCGCGGGUAUCGCGCUGCUGGCGGGGGUCGGGCUGGCCAUCUCGGCGAUGGUGCUGCCACCGGAGGACGGGUACCAGCUGUUGCUGGGCGAGUCAGAUGGGGUGUGAAGCCGAGUUCGAAUCCGUGUCUAAUUGGAUUGAUUCUCCUGGCUUUACCCCACCCGUAAUGGGAUGGUGUUGGUACUUACAACAAAACAACACCUGCGGGACCUGUUCACCAAACAAUAUGUAAACCAACAAUGCGAGCGACUCCGACUGGUUUUACCAUGGCGACUUCGCUCCCUUGUCUCAGUUCCGGUCGCCGAGGAACGCAAUAUCCGAGACCGUUUGAGCGCAACCUGGAAUACUAGUAUUGGAGAAGAGACCCUGUUUUCUUGCUUGGUUUUGUCGCAGCGCUGCUGCGGGGUAUGUGCAUACAUACACAAGCGGUUGAUUGAUCGUAUUAGCUAAUACUAGUAUUUUCGCGAAACGAGCACCAGAAAGCCCCCAACAUAGCAGGAAAGGCCAAA